AUGGGAAGGGAGAAACGGACAUGUCAAGGUAAACAACACUUCAGCCAUCCCCACUUCUUGAAACUAAUUGUCAAUCCAUCUGAAACACUCACUUGCAAUGCUUGUGAGCAACCAAAUAUUACUACUACUACUUUCUAUGGCUGCAAUACCUGCCAAUAUUACAUCCAUGAAAACUGCCUCAACGCUCCGCGUUUCCUUGAUCAUUCUUCUCAUCCUUCUCACUACUUGACCCUUCUCCCAAUUCCGACUUACUCGAAUCGUUCUUACACUUGCAAGGCUUGUGCCUCUGCUGGAAAUGGUUUUAGUUUUAGCUGUGCACGUUGCGAAUUUGAUGUCCACAUGCACUGUGCUCUUUUGCCCCAAACUGUCUUCCUAUCAAUUCUUAUUGACAAACAUCAACAUGAGUUGGAGCUCUGCUUUGGUUCUCCUUACGAAGAUAAGGAUACCCUAUUUGCUUGUGAUAUCUGCAAUAUCAUAAUGGACUCGGACGAAUCCUUGUACUAUUGUGCUGAUUGUGAUUUCGGGUCGCACUUGCACUGUGCAUCUCCUGAUGCUGAUGUUCUUCCGUCAUCACAUCAACGUCGAAAUCCAAAUCCAAAUCCAAAAUAUCAAAUUCCAAAUGUAAAUUCAUCAGUGGAGAUGAUAAAUUCAGUUAGUGAUGCUCAUGAGCGGCUUAUAGCAGCUCAAAUUGAAUCUCAGAUUGCAAGACAAGGAAGACAGGCUAUACUGGAUGCGAUAGACGGGCCAUCACCAAGACGCUAUUACUACUAG
Molecule: messenger RNA, 771 nt
Organism: Solanum verrucosum
Lineage: Eukaryota; Viridiplantae; Streptophyta; Magnoliopsida; Solanales; Solanaceae
Exons: 2
Coding region: 1-771 (256 amino acids)
Source: RefSeq, a predicted model, not a curated record